This is a messenger RNA of Sapajus apella (tufted capuchin), 5197 nucleotides long. It is a transcript of the gene MBD1, whose product is annotated as methyl-CpG binding domain protein 1. Gene Ontology annotation, molecular function: DNA binding; zinc ion binding. The coding region runs from base 87 to 2333 and encodes 748 amino acids. The transcript is spliced from 17 exons. NCBI's taxonomy places the organism in Eukaryota, Metazoa, Chordata, Mammalia, Primates, Cebidae. The record is from RefSeq and is a predicted model, not a curated record.
AUGCGCACGCCAGAGAGGAAGCGAGGGGCGCCGCGGCUCCUGGUCCUUCGAUUGGGCGCGAGCUGCCGUUAAAUGUCAGCACGCAGAUGCAACUCGUUCCUGGCAGGGUGCGCGUGCACCGCUGCCGAGCGCUAGUCCGCAGGCGCAGGAGCCUCCCUACUAAGGGCACGCGCCGUCGAGGCAUUAGCGCGCAGGUGCAUCGCCAGAGGCGGAGCCCGAGAGGUAGGCAGCGGGCUUCCGCUUCCGGGAACAACGAACAGCGGCGGAGGCGACAGCUACCGCAGCAGAGGAGGCGGCCGCAGAGGAGGAAGAAGGGGAGGAGGGCGAGGCGGAAGGCGCAGGAGGGACCCUCGCCUUGGGUCCACGGGCCUAGAGCUGCGGAAGAUACCGGUCUGGUGCCAGACUGGCUACUGCUGCUUCCGGUGGCCUCCAUGGCUGAGGACUGGCUGGACUGCCCAGCCCUGGGCCCUGGCUGGAAGCGCCGUGAAGUCUUUCGCAAGUCAGGGGCCACCUGCGGACGCUCAGACACCUAUUACCAGAGCCCCACAGGAGACAGGAUCCGAAGCAAAGUUGAGCUGACUCGAUACCUGGGCCCUGCGUGUGAUCUCUCCCUCUUCGACUUCAAACAAGGCAUCUUGUGUUAUCCAGCCCCCAAGGCCCAUUCCGUGGCUGUCACCAGCAAGAAGCAAAAGAAGCCUUCCAGACCAUCCAAGACUCGAAAACAUCAGGCUGGACCCCAGGGUGGCGAGGUCAGGAAACGUCAGGUUGGACCCCAGAGUGGUGAGGUCAGGAAAGAGGCCCCAAAGGAUGAGACCAAGGCUGACACUGUCACAGUCCCAGCUUCAUUCCCUGCUCCUGGAUGCUGUGAGAACUGUGGAAUCAGCUUCUCAGGGGAUGGCACCCAAAGACAGCGGCUCAAAACAUUGUGCAAAGACUGCCGAGCACAGAGAAUUGCCUUCAACCGGGAACAAAGAAUGUUUAAGCGUGUGGGCUGUGGGGAGUGUGCAGCCUGCCAGGUAACAGAAGACUGUGGGGCCUGCUCCACCUGCCUCCUGCAGCUGCCCCAUGAUGUGGCAUCGGGGCUGUUCUGCAAGUGUGAGCGGAGACGCUGCCUCCGGAUUGUGGAAAGGAGCCGAGGGUGUGGAGUCUGCCGGGGCUGUCAGACCCAAGAGGACUGUGGCCGUUGCCGCAUCUGCCUUCGCCCUCCCCGCCCUGGUCUCAGGCGCCAGUGGAAAUGUGUCCAGCGACGUUGCCUACGGCAUCUUGCUCACCGCCUGCGUCGCCGUCAUCAGAGAUGUCAGCGACGCACUCCCCUGACUGUGGCUCCCCCCACUGGUAAACAUGGCCGCCGCAGGGGAGGCUGUGACUCCAAGAUGGCUGCCAGGCGGCGUCCCAGUGCCCAGCCACUGCCUCCACCUCCACCGUCACAGCCCCCCGAGCCCACAGAGCCGCACCCCAGAGCCCUGGCCCCCUCGCCACCUGCCGAGUUCAUCUAUUACUGUGUAGACGAGGACGAGCUACAGCCCUACACGAACCGCCGGCAGAACCGCAAGUGCGGGGCCUGUGCAGCCUGCCUACGGCGGAUGGACUGUGGCCGCUGCGACUUCUGCUGCGACAAGCCCAAAUUCGGGGGCAGCAACCAGAAGCGCCAGAAGUGUCGUUGGCGCCAGUGCCUGCAGUUUGCCAUGAAGCGGCUGCUGCCCAGUGUCUGGUCAGAGUCUGAGGAUGGGGCAGGAUCGCCCCCACCUUACCGUCGUCGAAAGAGGCCCAGCUCUGCCCAACGGCACCAUCUUGGCCCUACCUUGAAGCCCACCUUGGAUACACGCACAGCCCGACAAGACCAUACCCGGGCUUCAUCGAAGCAGGAAGCAGGUGGUGGCUUUGUGCUGCCUCCGCCUGGCACUGACCUUGUGUUUUUACGGGAGGGCGCAAGCAGUCCUGUGCAGGUGCCGGGCCCUGUUGCAGCUUCCACGGAAGCCCGGUUGCAGGAGGCCCAGUGCUCUGGCCUGAGUUGGGUUGUGGCCUUACCCCAGGUGAAGCAAGAGAAGGCGGAUACCCAGGACGAGUGGACACCAGGCACAGCUGUCCUGACUUCUCCCGUAUUGGUGCCUGGCUGCCCUAGCAAGGCAGUAGACCAAGGCCUGCCAUCUGUGAAGCAAGAGCCACCUGACCCUGAGGAGGACAAGGAGGAGAACAAGGAUGACUCUGCCUCCAAAUUGGCCCCAGAGGAGGAGGCAGGAGGGGCUGGCACACCCGUGAUCACGGAGAUUUUCAGCCUGGGUGGAACCCGCUUCCGAGACACAGCAGUCUGGUUGCCAAGAAGUACUGAUUGAGUUCCUUCUGGGUGCACAGCAUUGAGGACAAUGAGCCCUGCAAAACUUACCCUUCUGGAGACACAGGAUACCUACCUUCAGGUUUUUAGAAGAUACAAAAACAAUAAAGGGGAACUGGAUGGAGGACACAGAAUAGUAGGAAAUGGUUUUGUAAUGCUCCAUUUCGCACAUAGCAAACCUCAUUCAACAUACAGACCUGCUCCCUCUUCUCUAGGUCCAAAGACCUUAAAAAACCUGGAGCUAGAAAGCAGUAGACUGGAGGCUUCUACAGACUGUAGGAUUCAAGGUGAUAUUUGCAGACUGGCUUUAUGAGAGACAACACUGAUCUACUAGGGGCUGGACCCUAGAUUGGUUGCCAGGGCUUGUGUGUGAAUCAACCCUAGAAGGAAAAAUCUACCAUCAAACAGAGGAGCAGGCCUAACAGUACUUUGAGCUGCUAGAAGUAAGCGGGAAAGGAAGAGAAAGAGUAGAAUGUUGGUGCAUCUUCUCCUCCCCAAGAGCCUGAGUAUGAUAAGAAGUUGGAUUUUAACGGUGGGGGAGCUGGGCUGGGGAAAGGUAAUAUAAGUAAACCCACCACAAAACAACCUAAACAUGAGACCUGGCUGUGUGUCUGCACACUUCCUCAGGGAGACGGCAAGUGAAAAUGUAAUUGAAUAAAUGAAAGGAACCACUAUUUGGUGUGUUCCUCCUAUGGACCCAAUUUAUUUAAUCCUCUAAACAGUCUUUUUGGGAAGACAUUGAUUUUGCCCAUUUUUGUGGAUGGGAAGACUGAGACUCAUUAAUUUGUCCAAUGUCAAACAGCUGGUGUUAGUAGAGCCUAGAAUCAAACCCAGCUUGUAAAGCCCUUGUUCUUUAAGCCACUAAAUUGUAACCUAUAAUCCUGUAUGCACUAACAGGAGUUUUCAGUGACCUUGAAAACACAGCAGAUUACUAUAAGUACUGUAAUAAAUCCCUUACAUUCCUGCCUCUAGCAUGGUUUAGGGAGUGCCACGGCUUGAUGUAGCUGGAGUCACCUUGUCAGAGCAUCUGUUCAUACAGAAACUGGGUUUCCUGCAGGCCCCAGGUGCUGCAGAGGAUUCCUCAAACCCUAUAGGGUAUCUCUCCCUACUGGCUGCUCUCCAUUUUGCUUGUUACCCUGACUCCCCCUCUUCAGCCAGAGCAGUCUUUAUAACUAAAGCUGCCAGCCUGGUUCAUCUUUCCUGACAACGUGCAUCUCCUGCUCUCUGAUGACCUUUGUGCUUGGCUCCUGCCCUCAGCCUGAAUGUCUUCUAGGAGGCUGAAUCCCAGCUUUGAGUCCUGCCCAAGGGCCAGUCUUGGCUCAGCCCUACCUCAUUCUCUCCAAUUCUUCAUUUAUAAAGUGCCAAAAAGAUUUGACCUGUAAUUCAUUAGCCAGCUUUACAUGGCCAGGACUGAGUGAGUGCCUCCUUACACUUUAUAUCCUAUGUGCCUCCCUUGCCUUGCCAUAGUCCCAGCCUUGCAGCUUUAGGUAAUUCAGAUGUGGAUUAGCCAUUUCCCAGUUCUAACUCAUACAAUCCAACCUCUGCCACCUUCCCUUCCCCCUUCCUUUAUUCCAUCCUAACUAGUUCAGCCUUAGUCAAGGCUGGAUAGACUGAUACUGCUUUGUUUCCCCAGGAAACAACCAACCAACCCCAGUAUUCUGGUAAUUUUGACAAUGGUCUAUAUGAAAUUUAUUUUGACUGGCAUUUAGAUUCAUGAGUUAAGCUUCUGCCUACCGUAUGUAUUAGAGUACAAUCAGAAGAGCAGAACCACUAAGAUAAAGAUUAUGUAUAUAUGUAUUUUAAGGGAUUUAUUAUAAGGCUCUGACUGCAUGCCAUUGUGGGAGCUUGUUAAACAGUCUCUAAGGCUGUUGUCCUUGCAUCUAAUGCUGGAGCUUGAAGUCUGCAGGGCAGGCACUCGGGAAGGGAAGAUGGAUGUAAAAUGUGGGAGACCGAGGACACAGUGGAGCCAACAAGCACGAGCUGGAACCGACGAGGAUGGCCUAGAACCCAUGUCAGUCUCUCACCACCUCCAGCUUCGAUGACGUGGGUGUCCUGCAGAAGAAGCUGGUGUCCUUCCUCACAGAGUUAAAUAUGCAUCUGGCCCAGGAAUUAGAGAAGCUCAAGGAUGAUCCUGGGGAAGGUGGAGCAGCUGCAGGCCUGGCUAAAGGCCUGACUGCUGCCCACACCGAGGUGAGCCAGCAGAUACAUGACAGCAAGUGUGAACUGCAACAGCACUUGGUGACACAGCACCAACCUUCCAAGUGUAAAAACAAUAUGCUGCUGCUUCACUUCUGCCCUUCAGUUACCAGGCAGAAUGUCUCUUGUGGCCCAUCUUACUGGAAGAGAGCUCUGGAAAAAAUAGCCUAGCCAAGGUGACACAUUACGAAGCCACCCUACCAUGAAUCAGCCCCCAAGGGCCUCACUGCUCACCUGAGGAUAACUCAAUAAAACUAUGUUGCUGAAUAUGCAAAACUGAAGACCAUGGAUUUCAUGGUGAUUCCAGCAAGUGCAGAGAUUCUAUGAAGCCCACCCAAAACUUGCUGGUCCUGGCUAUUUUUGUGUUGUUUAUUCAAGUAUUGAGAACCUGGCCUGUGGUAGGCACUGUACUUAAUACUGGGAUACAGAAAUGCAAAAGACAUGGCCCAUGCAGUUUUAUUAAAUGAAUCAAUAUAUUACAAAUGGUGAAUGAAUUUCCAACUUUAUCAUGGAAUUUAAUGCUGAAAGUAUAGUAUUCAGGAAAUUCUGGGAGGACAGCCCUUUUGUGAACCUUGUUUGGGGCACAGUAGGAAUUGGAAAUAAUUUAGUUUCUAUCUCUAAGCUGUUCUAUUUAAAAAUUAUUUUUAAAUAAUUUUUUUGUCCCACUUA